AUGGUAUCUCAAGGUCCGAGUGAAACUAAUGUCGACAUUCGAUCGGGCCACGGACGCGCCAACCAAACCCUUUUCAAGGGACAGGACCUUGACAAUGGCCGUGAUGGUCCCGAACAGAGCCUUGAUAUCGGAGAGAGGAGACCGCUAUUGGACGAUACGAAAGAACAAGUUCAAGGACAACUCGAAGGCAGAUGUUACUUUCCAAAGCGUUAUGAAGUUCUCUUCCUUGCUUUCUUGGGCGCUGGCAUGAUGUAUGCGAUGCGCGUCAACGUCAGUGUUACCAUUGCAGUGAUGACGAACGCCACUUUUACAACGAGAGCAGAGGGGCAGAAUCAAACAGUAGAAACAUGCUGGUCUCCAAACAGUACAAACGGAGAUGAAUAUAGCCAGGAUGAGGGGGAGUUCUUAUGGUCUAGUCAUGAACAGGAACUCAUCCUAGCUGGAUUUAACUAUGGGUACACGGUCGCUCAGAUACCUGCAGGCUGGCUGACGGAUAAGAUCGGAGGCACUCGGGUUUUGGGAAUAUCUAUGCUCAUUUCGGCCGUCGUCAGUCUGCUCAGCCCAAAGGCAGCCGAACUGGGCUCCUCGUACUUUCUUGCUGUCAGAGUCAUGUGUGGUAUCGGUGAGGCUGGUACUAACCCAGCGCUGGGCUCCAUGGUUGCACGUUGGUUUCCUCCGCAAGACUUCUCAGCAGCCUUUGCAAUUGCAAUAUCGAGUUCUAAGUUUGGGCCUUUUAUUGGAACUGUAAUAUCUGGUCUUGUGUCCAGUUCAGAUGUGCUUGGUGGAUGGCCGUUGACGUAUUAUAUCUUUGGUGGAUUAACGCUUUUGUUAGUUUUGGUAUGGAUUGUCCGUAUUUACGAGACGCCAGGUCGCCAUCCCAGGAUAUCAGCUAAAGAAAAGCAGUAUCUUUCAUCAACCGUUAUCACUAAGGAGGUGAAAAAGGGAAACAUGUCCACAGAGAAGAUCAAUAUUCCAAUCGUCGCCAUGUUAACGUCUAUUCCUGUUUGGGCCAUGAUCUUGACGUCUUUUGGCGCGUCUUGGACCAAUCAGGUGCUAUUCACGAAUCAACCUAUCUACCUCAAGCAUGUUCAAGGAAUGGAUAUUGAACUGAUUGGUGUCACAGCUGCCAUUCCUCACCUAAUGGAGUUCUUUACUUUGGUACUGAGUGGCAUGAUCAGUAACAGACUCAUAGAUAAAGAGAUCUUGAGUGUGGUAGCUACAAGGAAAUUGCUGACUUUCAUAGGGUUGACUUUGUCUUCAAUGUUUUACCUCCUACUUGCAUUCGUUGGUUGCAACACCGCACUCUCCGUUCUGUUCAUGAUAGGCGCAGUUGGCUGCAAUGGGAUUUGCAUGUCCGGAUUCUAUGUCAACUUGAUGGACAUAGCUCCCAGACUCGCAGGAAGUCUGAUCGGGCUGGUCAACUCUGCGUCAGCCCUUGCUGGAGGUCUUAGCCCGUACGUCAUCGGUGUUCUUACUCCAAAUCAGUCUGACAUUAAAGGUUGGCAAACAGUUUUCUUCAUCUGCGUUGGAAUCAAUUUACUGGCGUGUUUAAUUUUCAUGAUCUUCGGAUCCGGAGACGAGCAGAGUUGGGCCAGGGAAGCCGGAAGGAACAAGCAAGAAAACUUAUGAUUUUUUUUCGCUAUUCGGGAUUUCACAACAUAAAUAA
Molecule: messenger RNA, 1666 nt
Organism: Lytechinus variegatus (green sea urchin)
Lineage: Eukaryota; Metazoa; Echinodermata; Echinoidea; Temnopleuroida; Toxopneustidae
Product: sialin-like
Exons: 10
Coding region: 1-1629 (542 amino acids)
Biological process (GO): transmembrane transport; monoatomic anion transport
Molecular function (GO): transmembrane transporter activity
Source: RefSeq, a predicted model, not a curated record